Volvox carteri f. nagariensis is the source of this 2894-nucleotide messenger RNA. RefSeq lists its product as uncharacterized. Bases 1 to 1968 code for a protein of 655 amino acids. The transcript has 14 exons. NCBI's taxonomy places the organism in Eukaryota, Viridiplantae, Chlorophyta, Chlorophyceae, Chlamydomonadales, Volvocaceae. The record is from RefSeq and is a predicted model, not a curated record.
AUGAUUGACCCGGGGACGAAGCACCUUAGCGAGGAGGGCGCCUAUGUGGAAAUGCGGUACACGGGGAUGCGUAUUCUCCGUGACAGGGUCGCUUGUGCGGCAUCGCUCGCUCUUGACCAGAUUCCCAUUGAGGCGCUGGCAGCCGGUGGCGUCGUCCUAGCCGGACUUGUCGGCACUAUCGCAUUUCAAAUGCAGCAGCAGCCCGGAGCGGCAGGCGACGGCGUGGCGCUGUCGGAGGCUGCCAAUGCCGCCGAGAUGGCGCCACCACCGCCGCCCCCGCCGCCCCGCGAGAACGCUGUACUCGUAAUGGGUGCCACGGGACGCCUUGGACGUCGCGUUGUUGCGAAGCUGCUGGCGAUGGGUCGCACCGUGGUAGCGGGCUGUCGGAGUCUGGAUAAGGCCCGUGAUGUGCUGCUGGGCACUGGCGAGGGUCGCAUGGGUCUCAGCGCGGGCUUCCAGGAAGGGGGUCGCCCGGGGAUAUUGUUCCUGGAGCAGGUGGACAUCACAAACCCGGAAUCCCUCAGGCGGUCCGAGCUGUGGGAGGGCGUGCAGCAGGUGGUGCUGACGGUCGGCACCGUAUUCGGGCCGCUGCCGGAGGGAGGCUUCGGGGUGCUGGACGGCAUGACCAGCGAGCGAGUGGAGGCGGAGGGCAUCUCCUCUCUUGUCUCCGUACUUCGGGAGGUACUGCCCAAGAAGGCCACCCGCAGCAGCCAACUGGUGCUGCCCAUGCGUACGGCAGAGGAGUUGGCGGUUUGGAACCGGUUAGACGACGUCAUCAUGGGCGGCUCAAGUGACAGUGGUCUGCAGCCUGCGCCGGAGGGCGCGGGUGUGGCUGGGGCGGUGUGGCGAGGCAAUCUGGUGGUGGAGGGUGGCGGCUUCUGUGGCGCUCGCAGCAACAAGCUGGGCCUGGACCUGGCGGGGUAUGACGGAGUGCAUCUGCGGUUGCUGGGAGAUGGUCAAACGUUCAAACUCAACAUCAAGACGAUCGACCAGGAAGAUGUACCCGAGUCCACCUACCAAGCUACCUUCGACACGGUGAGCGGCCAGUGGGCGGACGUGUACAUACCCUGGCACAACUUCGUACCCGUCAAGAGGGCGCAAUCAGAUCCGGAAGGUGCCCCGCUUGAUCCCUCUCGCAUCUCAAAGUUGGGUCUGGUGUUGAGCCGGUUCGAAUACAACAAGAUGCCCAACCCCGACUACAAGCCGGGGCCCUUCGAGUUGCUCAUAGAGGGAGGCAUCCACGCGUACAACGAUGUACGGCCCCAGCUGGUCAUGAUCUCCUCGGCGGGGGUAGAACGUAACGCCAUCAUUGGUGAUGACGAGGUGAAGCGCGCCGCCGACAUUCCGAUUGUACAGCUAAACCCCAACGGUACAUUAAACCACAAGUACACCGCCGAAAUCGCCGUACGAUCGUCCGGCUAUCCGUAUUCAGUGGUGCGGUCCACAGGCAUGAUCGACAGCUUCGAGGGCGGCCCCUACCUGCUCCAAGCGGACCAGGGUGAUGAGAUUGUGGGGCAGAUCAGUCGCGAGGAGGUUGCCGAAUGUCUGGUCAUGGCGGUCAGCAUGCCGGAGGCAACUGGCAAGACGUUCGAGCUACGCCGUAACGAGGCGGCGGAGAGCAAGGGAAAGAGACCCAUGGGUCGUCAGGACUACGUGCGGCUCUUCCUCAAACUGGCCUUAGACAAGCACCGCUGGCGGGUGGGGCUGCAGCCCAUGCCCAAGCCAGUACCGCCCCCGUCCCCGGUUACUGAGGAGCGGCGCAGAGAGAUCGUCGCGCAGGUGGCCGUCAUCCGCGGCCAAGGGCCCCCGCCGUCAUCGGGCUCUGGGCAGCCGCAGCCUCAGGUGCAGGUGCAACCGGGACCCGGAGACGGUGCCAACGGUGCUUCGGUGCUGGUGCAGCCGCAGGCGACGGCGACGGCGGAGGUGAAGGCCGAGAAGCAGCGAGAGACGGUUGGCGUGCGGGCGUAGUCCGGCGAUGUCUGAAUGCCUGGAAUCACGUCGUUUGAGCUGUCUGUAUGUCCGUAGCUGGUGGAGCUUGCGAUGUACAACAGGAAACGAUUUAUCUGCGAAUGCGGGUGCCGCAAUAACUGACAGUGUAGAAGUGUGUAGAAGCGUGUGCCCGGAGCGAGUGCUGAGCGACGAGCGUUAUGCGUUGUUCAUGAUUAUUAUAAGUUGUCUUGAGUGUGUUGUGCACGGCCGUGCUGUCUGCGUACGCGGACCGACCAAGACGAAGCUGUGUGUGCAUAUGUAUGUAUGUAUGUACGUAUGUGUGUGUGUGUGUUUGCUAGAAUGGAGAGAGGAAGUGAGAGCGACUUCGUGUGCUUAUACGUAUGUAUGUACGUCUGUGCGCGUUCUGAGUAUAAGGGUGUGCGUAUAGCAUCCCUAGACAGCCUUGUUUCCAGUGGCGUGAGCGUGUGUGAGCAUGGACACGGCUCGACUGAGCACCGACUCACAGUUUGCACAGAAGGGCUGUGAGGACAUGUUCAGGGAUGAAAGGUGCGAUGUGUACAGAAGGGAAGCAUGAGAACAGUACGGAAAGGAAGUGAGUGAGGAGGCAUGAGCGAGGCAGCAAAGGCCGACAUCGCUGUGACCCUUCUGGUCUCCAGAGACAGCCUGGUAGCAGCAGCGGGCGCUGUGAUGGCGGUGCUCGGUUGUGGGCAAUUUACCUUUCUUUUUUAGCUUGGCUUUUGAUUUUUUUGAUUUGGCGGAGUGAGGAUGGGUGCUACAAACGGUGGCAGGCAGGCAGCAGGAGGAGCCGAUUAAGGGAACCUGAAGGUCAACGUGAGCGUAUCUCCAUGCAGAUCACGGCACAGAGAUUUAUGGCACGGCUUGCGCAAUGCGUGUGGACAACAGCUCUAAGCUGCGCUCGGUUUGUAACGCAGGCUGGUGGUUCG